GUGAGUUUGGGAGCCGCGGACACCGGGUGGCAAAGCGCACGGCCGGGGACGGAAGGGACGAGGAAGCCCUUGCCAAGGAGCCGCCGGAGUCACCCGUCUCGAGUCGCGCCCAGCGUGGGCAUGCAGGCGACAACCCCGCGGGUCGGGUUGCCCCUAAGGACCCCGCCGAGCGCUCACUCGCGUCCGGCCCAGGGCGGGAGAGAGCGCGGAGCCGCGAGCGAACCCGGCACCGUGAGCAGCAAAGGCAGCUACGACUUCAGGCGGGUGGCGAUCCGGCGGAAGUCCAACCCCUCCUACAUGCUGACUGGGACCCCCAGGCCCUGGAGUAGGCCCUCGUCGCACCUGCACCUGGGACGGGCCGGAACGGGCACCUUCAGGGUCCAGUCAUCCGCGGACGCCCCAGGCAGCAGUACCUGUCCAAAGAUCACCGUAGUUCCACUCUCUGUGAAAAGCAGCACAACCACACUGAUUGAUCAGCAUGUAUCUGAUGAAGAGGCUCAGGGAAUAAAUGGAAAAACGCCAGCAAAACACUCAGCUGCAAAUCCAAAGCCACAAGUGCCUCCAAAGCCAUUACACCUGCAGAAUCCACCUCUGUCCAAUAUACACCAGGCCCACAGGCAGAAAGCUUUGUCUAGUGCAGCACCCAGGAUGGAGGAAGUUAAGCCUGCCUCUGCUUCCUGUGUCUCAAAAGAAAAAUCCAAUAAGAUAUCAGAUCUCAUCAGUCGCUUUGAAGGAGGCAGCACAUUAUCAAGUUAUGGCGAUUUGAAGAAAAAUUCUGCUAUGAACCUAAAUGCUCCUCGAACCCCAGGAAAGCAUGGAUUGACAACCACACCUCAGCAAAAACUCUUCUCCCAGCACCCACCACAGAAGCAGGGAAAUGAUCCAGAUCCAACUCAGGGUGUACAAACUUGUGUGGCUAACGGUGCGAUGGAGGCACAAAACCGGAUAGAAUGCGAGGAGGAUAAAGCGGCCGCUGUUGUCCCAGAUACUCCUACUCAAACUUCUGAACCCUUGCUCGGUGUGAACUUAGUGAAUGGAGAAGGAGACGAGAGUACCAGGGACCCUGCCUCACCCACAACAAAUGACUGUGAUGCAGAUGCCUCUGACAGCGGCUGCAGGACUCCGAGUGCAGCUCCAGUCCGGCCCCUGGAAGAAGGAGGGGCAGACACAGAAGCCAAGGCACAGGAGAGGGAAGGUGGAGAAAGCCCUCUGGAACUGGAACAGCUGGAUCAGCACCACGAGAUGAAGGAGACAAAUGAGCAAAAACUUCACAACAUAGCCAAUGAACUUUUGCUUACGGAAAGAGCUUACGUCAACCGACUUGACCUCUUAGAUCAGGUAUUUUAUUGCAAACUCUUGGAAGAGGCAAAUCGAGGCUCAUUUCCAGCAGAGAUGGUGAAUAAAAUCUUUUCUAAUAUUUCAUCAAUAAAUGCCUUCCAUAGUAAAUUCCUAUUGCCAGAACUGGAGAAACGAAUGCAAGAAUGGGAAACUACCCCUAGAAUUGGUGAUAUCCUUCAGAAAUUGGCGCCAUUCCUUAAGAUGUAUGGAGAAUAUGUGAAGGGAUUUGAUAACGCAAUGGAAUUGGUUAAAAACAUGACAGAGCGCAUUCCCCAGUUCAAAUCAGUAGUUGAAGAAAUUCAGAAACAGAAGAUCUGUGGGAACUUGACUUUGCAGCAUCACAUGCUAGAACCUGUUCAGCGGAUCCCCCGGUAUGAGAUGCUCCUUAAGGAUUAUCUGCGCAAGCUGCCCCCUGAUUCUCCUGACUGGAAUGAUGCUAAAAAAUCACUUGAAAUUAUAUCUACAGCAGCAAGCCAUUCUAAUAGUGCAAUAAGAAAAAUGGAGAACCUAAAGAAACUCUUAGAAAUUUAUGAAAUGUUGGGAGAAGAAGAAGACAUUGUAAAUCCUUCAAAUGAGCUAAUAAAAGAAGGACAGAUCCUUAAACUAGCUGCUCGGAACACAUCAGCACAAGAACGCUACCUUUUCUUAUUCAACAACAUGUUGCUCUACUGCGUGCCAAGAUUCAGCUUGGUGGGCUCUAAAUUCACAGUGCGAACCAGGGUUGGCAUAGAUGGAAUGCAAAUCGUAGAGACCCACAAUGAGGAAUACCCGCACACUUUCCAGGUGUCUGGGAAAGAGAGAACACUGGAAUUGCAAGCCAGUUCUGAACAAGACAAAGAAGAAUGGAUCAAGGCCCUUCAAGAGACUAUCGAUGCUUUCCAUCAGAGGCACGAGACCUUCCGAAAUGCAAUUGCAAAGGAUAAUGACAGUCAGUCCGAGGUUUCUACUGCUGAGCUAGGGAAAAGGGCCCCAAGAUGGAUCCGUGAUAAUGAAGUAACCAUGUGUAUGAAAUGCAAAGAGUCGUUCAAUGCACUGACAAGGAGAAGGCACCAUUGUCGAGCAUGUGGACAUGUGGUUUGUUGGAAGUGUUCUGAUUACAAAGCUCAACUGGAGUAUGAUGGUGGUAAAUUGAGCAAAGUUUGUAAAGACUGUUACCAAAUAAUAAGUGGAUUCACAGACAAUGAAGAAAAGAAAAGAAAGGGAAUUUUAGAGAUUGAAUCAGCAGAAGUAUCUGGAAACAGCGUGGUGUGCAGCUUUCUUCAGUAUAUGGAGAAGUCUAAACCUUGGCAGAAAGCUUGGUGUGUGAUCCCCAAACAAGACCCACUUGUGCUGUACAUGUACGGGGCCCCCCAGGAUGUCAGAGCCCAGGCCACCAUUCCACUCCUGGGCUACAUUGUGGACGAUAUGCCGAGGAGCGCUGACCUGCCGCACAGUUUCAAACUGACCCAGUCCAAGUCGGUGCACAGCUUUGCUGCGGACAGUGAGGAACUGAAACAGAAGUGGUUGAAAAUCAUCUUUCUAGCUGUCACAGGUGAGACACCAGAUGGUCCUAACGAGCAUUCAGCUACCUUGGACGAUCACCCUGAACCUAAAUAAAAAUCAGAAUGCUGACUCCAAUACCAGCCCGCGUACAGGUCUCAAGAUUCACAGCUCAAGACAUUCCCAGCUCUCCUUAUCCAUCUCUUAGCACUUUAUGUUGAAAAAUAGAGGCUCAUAAAAGUAUCUGUUAGGGGACUAUUUUCCUAUGUUUGUGUACUCUUGGUGAAAUUAAUGUGCAGAGCCAUUCUACCCAUAGAAGUUGGAAAUAAUGUGAAAAAUGGAGCCUUUUUUAAAUGAGCAAUGUACUUUUGUCUUCGAGAAAAUGGUAUCAAUUGAUAAUAUCACUAUCAAGUUAGAAUAGGCCACUCUCAUUUAAGAAAUGUUUUAAUGUCUUCUCUUUCACAUGUAGGACUUGUGACAGUUUGAAAGAUAUACCUCCAUGUUGCCAAAAUAGAUCCAUAGUUAAAAAUUACAAGGACAGUUUAGGCUAUUGUAUUAACUUAUUUAAUUUAGUUUAUAAAAUGCAAGCUGCAUAAGUAACAUGUCCUUUUAAAAAUAAAAGAAAGGACAGAUUGUUAAUGUUCAAACUUUUGACUUAUUAAGAAAAGGUAAUACUUGUUUUUGUAGAAAUUCUCCUAAGAAUAAAAUAUCUUAAGUAUAUAGUAAUUAUGUAUAUAUAGUAUUAAAUAUAAAUAUAUAUACUAUACAUGCUUUUCUCUUCAGAUUUAGGUGCAUAUUUGUCUCUAAUUUAUUUUUAAAAUAUAAAGCAUGUUUUAUCUUGGAAUUGGACAGUGUUCUAAACUUAAAUGUUUUUGGUGAUUUAUGUUUAACUGAUUAACAUCUAAGGCUAUUGGUAUUUUUAUAAUAAGAAAAAACAGUAAUUUAUGUGGCAUGGGAUAUAUUAGUGAAUUCCAACCAUAUUUUUAAAGUUUUUUUUUUUUUUUUGUUCUGUGCCUAUUUAAAACAGUGCCUCUCUUUGAAGGUGCUAGUAAUUUCUAUUUAAAUAUAAGGUGAGGGUUUAAUUAAUGCUUCAGUCUUGCAUAUUCUAGAUGAAGUGUAUUUUGGUCACUGGGAUGGUCAAAGGCAUACAGGUGAUUAUGCUUUUAACAUGCUCUAAUUGUUACAAUGGUUAAUAGCAUGUACAAAAAUUUUCUCAAAAACCCAAAUUGUCCAAGAUACCUGAACUUACACAGAACUGGGACAUCCGGAAACUACAUUUGCUAUCCUGUUUUCCUUUUCCACAAGACUGUCAAGCAUGGUUAAAUGAGGACUGUAGAUAACUAAUACUUAAGAUAACUCUGUGGGCCUGUUCCUUUGUCAGAUAUGAAACAAAAUUCACAUGUGAUAAUGUAUGUGUGCAGGAGCUGGAUAGAUAUUAAAGGAAGUUUGUGCUCAACUCUUUAAGCCCCACUAAAGAGCAGGGGAAACACAACACUGGAAAGCCAUGCUUCAGUGGCAGAGUUCAGGGAGGUACAAGGUAACUGAAGAGCACCUGAGCAUUCUUUUCUCAUUUAUCCUCCUGGGGAAUCUUAAUAGACAAAAUGUAAUUCCUUGUGACGAAGGCUGCUCUUCAUUAUAUUGUAGUUACGAUUAAAAUCUCACAUUAAGUUGGCUAUUUAACUUAAUCAUUUUCUCCAAUUAGAUCUGGGUUGGGUGUUGGUUUUUUUUUUUUUUUUUUAAUUUAUCCUAUUAUGCCCCAAACACUAUUACUUUGAAUGCAUCAGUCUAGAAAUCCACAAGAGUGACCUCACUAUCCUCUGCCUUUGGGGAUGACACUUCAGUGUAGAAUAGCUUCACUCAGAAUUUGAGAUUUGCACUCAUUUAUUUAGGUCCUCUUAAGAAAAUCUGAAAGAGCUCCUAUUUUUCCCCACCCCAAAGGAGCAGAUGAACUAGUUAUGGCUGACGUGGUUAGGUUUCCUUCCUCCACAAAAGGAAUACCAGCCAUGAUCAUUUCCAUUAAACCAAAUACUUGAAGCCAAAAAGAGAUCAAGGUAACUUCUUCCUAUUAAAUCAGGGAAAGACUUAGAAAUAUUUUACACUGCUUCUCUUUUCUAGUUGCCAACUGUGUGUGUGUGUGUGUGUGUGUGUGUGUGUGUGUGUGUGUGUGUGUGUACACACAACAUUGUGUUCAUGGGUGGUUACUGAGAAGGUUAAACUGUAGCUAUAGAUGAUACUUUGUUUUUCUUCCUCUCAAGAAGAGAGAAGCACUAAAAAUGGAGAAUGAUUUUCAGGGGGAGAUGACUUUUGUAAAUGUGGCUGGAACAAUGGAAAUGUAAGGGCCAAUUAGAAGAUUAUGGGCCAGAUUAUUUUUGAAAACUGCUUUGAACAGCAAGAAGACUGUGCUUUUCCUGUCCGUCAGUUCCUCUCCUGGAGUGGAAGUAACACGGACCAGUUCGGGCUCAGUAAUAUCUGUGUUAUUUAGUUUAGAUUAUUGAAAGAAUACUCGUGAAGAGUGAAGAGAAUAUUUAUUAUUAUGCCCUUAAUAUUAUCUUAAAUUUGAACAAAAAAUGGGAAUAUUGUCAUAAGAAGGGAGUUUCCGAUGCCCCAGUUACCACCUUCACAUCCUGCCCCGCGUUCUUUAGCCAAGCACAAAGAGAAGCAAUGAAGCAGCCUGACCUGUUUUUUGUUUGUUUUUUUUUUAAAGCAUCGCUAAUGCUUUUACUUGAAGAAAGUCAAAGGCAUAUUCUCAGUCAGCCAGCCAUUUAGUAAGUACUCCACUAGACCAAAAACCUCAAAGCAUGACUGAUUACAAGAAUAAUCUCUGUCUCUUGCUUUCUGAGAUACUGGAGCAGUCAUGACAGGUUGAACCUAAAAAAGUAAUUGGUUGCUUUCCUAUUAAAACUAACAUUCCAUAUGGGUCCUGUUAUUUAUUUUCUCCAAUUUGCUGCUUUUCAAGUCAUCUUUUCUUUAAAGUGCCCUUCCUCCAAAUUAAAAAAAAAAAAAUACUUUGCUAAAAACUUGUUCAUGAUAAAACAUUCCAAUUUUUUUUAAACGUAAAUUUUGCUUUAUUGAAAGUCUACCAUUUGGGAUAUGAAGUAGGAAAUGUAGUGCAGACUGAUGUCCCGGUUUUAAUAAUGAAAACACCACCAGCCACUUUUGUAAUAAUGGCAUCUACAAUGCUAUCACGUAUGCAAGCAAUAAAACUCUUCAGGGUGUGUUUUUAUACUGAAAUUUUAAUGUGAAUGCCCCCAGCCACAGGGCAUAGAGAAUUAACUCCUAGAAGUGACAAUGUGACUCACUGCUCAGUGGAGGGAAGAGAAAGUGUGUGUGAGGAGGAGUGGGCAUAAUUCCUUGGAUUCAAAUAAACACCACAGUCAUUUCACUUUUGCAGAGGGUAUGGAUGGUGAAAAGCAUUAAAGCACAUCUGCACUACUUGAUCAGUAACAUUUCAUUUUACAUGAAGUUUAAUAACAUACAGGUUGGUGUACUUAUCUUCACUGGGUAACUACCCCCGUUUUUUAAAUACUCCAAUUUUUAAAAAUUACCAAACUUUUUAAAGAACUAGCCUUUUAGAUGUUUCAACCCCACUUAUAGAUAUACAUUGGAUUUUUUUUUUUUAAAGAAUACUUGCUGUAGUCCUAAGUAUAUUAAAAAAAAAAAACAAACUACAAACUUCAUAGUACUGCAGGGUUGUUAAGGAUUCAGUGAUGCCUUCUACAAAUCUUAGAUCAAAAAUCCUUCUGUGAGUUCACAAUUCUAAAGACUUACUUUUUCUUUUCUACUUUGUGGAACAGGGUGUUUUAUUCCUUUUAAAUUUUAGAUCUCAUUUCUCGUUCUAUUCAAAGCCUUAAGUUCUUACUCUGAGCAUAUUGUCUGUGAUAACUCUGAUAAUGAUCUUUCUGGGCUGGAUCCAUUCUGAGGAAAAGGCACCAACCAAUAGGAGCAAACAAAGUUCUAGGGAACAAAGGUCUUAUUUUUUGCAGUUAUUCUUGCUAUAAUGCAGAAUAGAAGAUUAUAAUGAAAAUUCCUCUAUCAUGUGAUGUUCGUGUUAGCGGGUCUAAGGUUAAGCACAUGGUAUUUAUAAGCUAAAAUUAAUUCAAAAGGCAAGAAUGUCUUAGUGUUUUCAUUCUUAAAUUUUGUAUUCUUCAAGAAUGUAUCACUAUAAAAACUGUGGCUAACCAGAUCUUAUUCUUAGGACUGUUUUGACAUAUGUAGGUAGACCAUGUCAUUUCUUCAUUCUCAUCCAGUUUUAAUGGUAUCAAACUGCUUUUUAUUUUCAUAUAACUAUCUACUAUAGAUUCUCCAGAUUCGGAAAAUAUGCAUAUGCUAUAUAAAGACCAUUAGAUCUACUUUUAAAAUCCUCUCUGUGAAUUUGAGUAUAUGUAUGUAUGUAAAAAUACUGUUGAUUUCCAAUUCUGUUUUUUCAUAGAAAUGAAAUUUUUAUACAAACUUUUUUUAGUUUAAAUAUUUUAACAUAAAUUAUUCACAUGGAUUUGUGGUAUAAUUCAUUCUUAUUUAUGCCCGUAAUCAUGUCAUGAGACAAUAACUUUGCUUUCUUUACUGGUAGAGUAGAGAGGAGUUUAAUUAAGAACCAAAACAAGCAGGAA
This is a messenger RNA of Pteronotus mesoamericanus, 7424 nucleotides long. It is a transcript of the gene FGD4, whose product is annotated as FYVE, RhoGEF and PH domain containing 4. The transcript has 17 exons. The record is from RefSeq and is a predicted model, not a curated record. Gene Ontology annotation, cellular component: cytoplasm. Gene Ontology annotation, biological process: cytoskeleton organization; filopodium assembly. Bases 121 to 2934 code for a protein of 937 amino acids. NCBI's taxonomy places the organism in Eukaryota, Metazoa, Chordata, Mammalia, Chiroptera, Mormoopidae. Gene Ontology annotation, molecular function: guanyl-nucleotide exchange factor activity; metal ion binding.